GAACGCGAAAUAACUUCUCUCUGCUCUCUUUAUCUGAUUCCGUGCCAUGGAAAUCAUCAUCGGAUAAUCGAAGUCUUCCUGAACUUAAUAAGAUGGACAAGAGAGACGGAAAGAGAGUGGUGGUUGUUGGAGGCGGUAUAGCCGGAUCCGUCGUAGCUAAAUCUCUACAGUUCAAUGCUCAUCUAACUCUCAUUGAUCCGAAGGAAUAUUUUGAGAUACCAUGGGCAAGCUUGAGGGCAAUGGUUGAACCAUCCUUUGCAGAGAGGUCUCUGAUCAACCAUAGAGAUUACUUCUCCAACGGCGACAUUGUUACAUCCAGCGCUGCCGGUAUUACAGAAACUGAAGUAUUGACCGCUGAUAGCCGUCAGAUUCCCUAUGACUACCUUGUUAUUGCCACAGGCCAUAAAGAUCCUGUCGCGAAAAGUAGGAAAGACAGGCUUGAUCAGUACGUAUCAGAAAAUCAGAAGAUAAAAUCUGCAAAUUCCAUUCUGAUUAUUGGAGGUGGUCCGACUGGUGUUGAACUGGCUGGAGAGAUUGCUGUUGAUUUUCCAGAUAAAAAGGUUACUUUAGUGCACAAAGGAUCCAGGCUGAUGGAAUUCAUUGGGCCAAAAGCUGCCGAUAAGACUCUAAAAUGGUUUGGAUCAAAGGGUGUUGAAGUGAAGCUAGAGCAAAUAGUCGACUUGAAUUCCGUUGAAGAUGGAAACAAGACAUAUGAAACUUCACUUGGAGAGAUCAUUGAGGCAGACUGUCAUUUUGUUUGCACAGCAAAGCCACUUGGUACAGCAUGGCUUAAGGAAACUGUGUUGAAGAAUGACUUGGAUGCUCAUGGAAGGAUCAGGGUAGAUGAACAUUUGAGAGUCAGGGGUCGGAAAAAUAUCUUUGCAAUUGGAGAUGUUACAGAUAUUCCAGAAAUCAAACAGGGGUUUCUGGCACAAAAGCAGGCUGAUACUGUUGUAAAUAACUUGAUGCUGUUGAUGGAGGGAGGUAAUGAAAAUAAGAUGAAAACUUACAAGCCACAUUCUGCACUGGCAAUCGUAUCACUUGGGAGGAAAGACGCGGUGGCACAGCUUCCAUUCUUGACAAUCAGUGGAAGAGUUCCUGGCUUGAUAAAGUCUGGAGAUUUGUUUGUUGGCAAAACAAGGAAGCGUUUGGGACUCCAACCUGAUGUCACGCAAACUUGAGUAAAUAUAAUGGGCAACGCUGUCUAUAAAAAUGAUCUCACUCUUCCAUCGCAUGCUUACUGUGCAUUAUCUGUCCUUCUUUUCCUUUUUUAUUAUGUUCUUGAUUAAAGGAAAGGAAUGUCUCUGCUUCUAUGAUAGAAUCAGUUCGAUGCUGAUAAGUGGACUGCUGGCUUGGCUUGAGAUUAAUUGUGAGUCAGAAGUGGCCAUGCAGUCUUUGUUAUUGAGUUAUUGGAGCAUUCACUUUUUCCAUUGUUAAAUUUGAUUGAUUUUUAGAUACAUGCUAAUUGGACCC
Molecule: messenger RNA, 1473 nt
Organism: Neltuma alba
Lineage: Eukaryota; Viridiplantae; Streptophyta; Magnoliopsida; Fabales; Fabaceae
Product: apoptosis-inducing factor homolog A
Exons: 4
Coding region: 93-1181 (362 amino acids)
Cellular component (GO): cytoplasm
Molecular function (GO): electron-transferring-flavoprotein dehydrogenase activity; flavin adenine dinucleotide binding
Source: RefSeq, a predicted model, not a curated record